Messenger RNA from Zasmidium cellare ATCC 36951, 471 nucleotides. RefSeq lists its product as uncharacterized. The transcript has 2 exons. The record is from RefSeq and is a predicted model, not a curated record. Gene Ontology annotation, molecular function: protein binding. Lineage: Eukaryota; Fungi; Ascomycota; Dothideomycetes; Mycosphaerellales; Mycosphaerellaceae. The coding region runs from base 1 to 471 and encodes 156 amino acids.
AUGGCUGACACCUCAACCCUCCAGUCGCACGCCCAGCGCGACUUCCUCAACGCCCUGACCCAGAAGAGUACCGACGCCGAGUCCACCGACUUCACUAUUAUCAACGGUGGCCAGGAGUUCAAGAUCCACAAGGUCAUCUUGAGUCUGCACUCCAAGUACUUCGACAGGUUGUUCAAGAGCGAGUACAAGGAGACCAGCCAAAACCGCAUCUCGCUCAUCGGCGACCCACCCCUCGCCGUCAGCUGCAUGGUCCAAUACUUCUACCACUUCAGCUACAAGCCAGAACCAGACACCUACACCGAGCCCAGACCCUCCAUAAGCCCAACUCCAACGCAAGCCGACCCACUCCUCCCCUCCCUCGUCCAAGUCCACGCCUACAUCUACACCCUCGCCGAAAAAUACGACAUCCCCGGCCUCAAACGCCUCGCCAAAGCCAACUUCACCUCCACCGCGCACCACAUGCUCCAGUGA